Molecule: messenger RNA, 1341 nt
Organism: Gongylonema pulchrum
Lineage: Eukaryota; Metazoa; Nematoda; Chromadorea; Rhabditida; Gongylonematidae
Source: the annotation of a GenBank genome assembly
AUGGGUUUCAUCACGCACACCGAUGCUGAUAAAAAACAUAACAGUGCUGGCGAUGAUAACGAUGAUAAUGGUGAUAUCGAUGAGAAUGAUGUGAUGAUAAUGUUGUUGACAGUGCCACUCCACAAGCAUGAAUCACUUCGUUCUCGUCUCGCAAAAGUAGGCUCGCUGCAGGCAUAUGGAGAACAACUCCAAAUCCACUAUCAGAAAAAACUGUUGCGUUAUUUUGACAAAUCGAAUUCAAAUUUGACAGGAGUAGAUUUGCAAAGUGAGAUAAACGAAAUAUUGAAAAACUACAUGGAUGCACAGUAUUACGGUGAAAUUUCGAUUGGCACGCCAGCACAAAACUUCACGGUUGUAUUCGAUACCGGCUCAUCAAUCUUGUGGGUCCCUUCUGUGAAUUGCCCUCUGCUCAAUAUCGCUUGCAUGCUUCAUAACAAGUACAGGGCGACAGCAUCAAAAACUUACAAGCCAGACGGAAGAAAAAUACAAAUACUAUAUGGGAAGGGCUCGAUGGAGGGAUACAUUUCACUGGACACUGUCUGCUUCGCGGGAAUAUGUAUCAAGGGUCAGUCGUUUGCGGAAGCUAUUUCGGAGCCGGGCAUGGCGUUCGUUACAGCAAAAUACGAUGGAAUCCUGGGUAUGGCAUUUCCAGAAAUCCCUGUGGUUGGCCUGAGUCCUGUAUUCAACAGCAUGGUGAAGCAGAAGCUCAUCACAAAACCUGUCUUUGCUUUCUGGCUUGGCAGAAAUCCAAAUGAUGAAGUGGGUGGUGAAAUAACUUUCGGCGGUACAGAUGAGCGGCGAUACGUGGCACCAAUUACCUACACACCAAUUACACGCCAUGGUUACUGGCUGUUCCAGAUGGAUAGUGUUCAGGGUAAGGAUGGAGCUAUCGCCUGUACUAAGGGAUGCCAGGUGGUAGCAGACACAGGUACUUCAUUGAUUGUCGGACCAAAGAGCCAGGUGGAGAAUAUUCAAAAAUAUAUUGGCGCCGAGUAUACGUUCGAUGGCGAAUACAUCGUGCCAUGCAACAAAGUACCCUCGCUUCCAGAAAUUACCAUCGUCAUCGCUGGCAAAACCUACCUAACGGCAGAGGGAAAAUCAAUAUGCCUAUCCGGUUUUAUGGGAAUCGAACUACCGGAAAAAGUGGGCGAGCUGUGGAUCCUUGGCGAUGUCUUCAUUGGACGCUAUUAUACCGUCUUCGACGUGGGAAAUGAACAAGUUGGAUUUGCUCAGGCCCGUGACAGUAGCGGGAAGCCGAUCGGUAAACGCGUUCGCACAUUCGUCCCGCUACGCUCAGAUCAGGCCUACUCAUCGUAUAAACAGUCGUUAUACGAACAGUGA